AUGUCGCUCUUUGGAACCUUCCCCGGCUCAUCACGCGGGCCAGCGCAUACGGCGGCGCCCAAGGACCACGUUGUCGGUCACCAGUUCUCACCAUACGACUCGAACGGUGGCAGUAUCGCUGCUGUCUGCGGUACCGACUUCUGCGUCAUCGCCUCCGACACUCGUCAAAGCACCGGCUACAACAUUCAAACUCGCUACAAGCCCAAGGUGUUCCGACUGAACGACAAGGCGACGCUCGCCACCAACGGGUUUGCCGCCGAUGCGGAGGCGCUCGUGUCGCACGUUCGUCAGAGGCUCGAAAUGUAUCGUCACGCGCACGGACGAUCCAUGCCUCUGCACUCGAUCGCACGCAUGAUCUCCACCAUUCUCUACGGCAAGCGUUUCUUCCCGUACUACGUGUACAACAUCCUCGGCGGCUUGGACGAGGAGGGCAAAGGCGCCGUCUACUCCUUCGACCCCGUCGGAAGUUACGAGAGGGAAUUCUGUAGAGCUGCAGGUGCCGCACAGUCGCUCAUCCAGCCGUUCUUCGACAACCAGAUCAUGUUCAGGAACCAAACUUCCACCCCGGAGAGGACAGUCCCCACACCAGGUCAGAUGACCUUGCCCGAGGUGUUGAAGAUCGUAGUCGACUCGUUCACUUCGGCUACAGAGAGGCAUAUCGAGGUGGGCGAUGGGUUGGAAGUGUUUGUCGUUCGUACGCCUGUCGAGGCAGGGGCACAGGGAGGCGAGGCGAAGGGCGCCGCUGCGGUGGAUCUGAACAGUUUGCCAUCGGAUGUACCUUUCAGCGUGGCCGAGGCUGUAGGCGGAGAGGACGAGCAGCAGGAGGGUGCUGUCAUGGUCAUUAGGCGCGAGCUCAAGAAGGAUUAG
This is a messenger RNA of Pseudozyma hubeiensis SY62, 867 nucleotides long. RefSeq lists its product as hypothetical. Lineage: Eukaryota; Fungi; Basidiomycota; Ustilaginomycetes; Ustilaginales; Ustilaginaceae. The record is from RefSeq and is a predicted model, not a curated record. The transcript has a single exon. Gene Ontology annotation, cellular component: proteasome core complex. Bases 1 to 867 code for a protein of 288 amino acids.